Solea solea (common sole) is the source of this 3330-nucleotide messenger RNA. RefSeq names its product asparaginase homolog (S. cerevisiae) (gene aspg). Gene Ontology annotation, molecular function: protein binding; asparaginase activity. The record is from RefSeq and is a predicted model, not a curated record. Gene Ontology annotation, biological process: amino acid metabolic process. The coding region runs from base 293 to 2314 and encodes 673 amino acids. NCBI's taxonomy places the organism in Eukaryota, Metazoa, Chordata, Actinopteri, Pleuronectiformes, Soleidae. The transcript has 19 exons.
CACACACUGUCCAUCAGCGCUUCAAGGACAAACCUGCUGUGAGAAUGAGAUGAGUCAUAUCAAAGUACAGCUUUGGCAACAUGAAAUCAUAAUAACAGGGUGGUUCCACCCCUCGUCUGCUCUCACGUCGUGAUUACAAUGGAAGCUGCUUCCCUGCACUUAAACCUGGAGAAAGAGCACCGUGUGUCAGGCAGCUGCUGCUGACGACGACAGCACUGGGGGGGGACCGCGCCAUUCAGUCCAACACUCAGGACGAAUUAAGCGUCUUAUUAGCGGCUAACUUCACUUCAUCAUGGCGGAGUCCAGUUUCAACAACCUGACUUCCCUUGCGCGGGCUUUGUCACAGCCCAAGCUGGAGCUCCCUGAACUCAACGAGGUGUCCCCUACGCGUCCAGGUGUCCAGGUGCACCGGAGGAGACUGCUAUCGAGCUGCAACUCGGUCGAGUCCACCAAUGAGCCGCUGGGCUCACCGUCCGAGGAGGCGCGAGUCCUGGUCAUCAACACCGGAGGAACCAUCGGGAUGACGAUACACGAUAACGUGCUCGCACCAAAAGCCAACGCGUUUGUGAAGAGUUUGCGGAAGCUGCCCAUUCUCCACGAUGAGGCAUAUGCUCAGCAGACCUGCCUGUAUGACUACUAUUCGUCUGAGAGCACGCUGGUCCUGCCGAAAUUGACGUCCGUUUCUGAACUUCAGUUCAAUAGAAUGUGUAAAGACUGUAAGAGAAUAAUCUACACUGUCUUAGAGUACAGCCCUUUGCUGGACUCCUCCAAUAUGACCCCAGAUGACUGGGGUAGGAUCGGGAAGGACAUUGAGAAAAACUACCAAAACUAUGACGGUUUCGUGAUCCUUCACGGCACAGACACGAUGGCGUACACGGCCUCCGCCCUGUCCUUCAUGUGCGAGCAUCUGGGCAAACCCAUCGUCCUCACCGGCUCACAGGUGCCAAUCUAUGAGAUGAGGAAUGACGGCAGAGGCAACCUGUUGGGGGCGCUGCUGAUUGCCGGACUGUUUGUCAUACCUGAGGUGUGCCUGUAUUUCUACAACAAACUCUACAGAGGCAACCGUGUGACCAAAGUGGACGCUGGGAGUUUUAAUGCGUUCUCCUCGCCUAACCUGCAACCGCUGGCCACUGCUGAAGUGGACAUCACCAUCAACUGGGAUACGGUGUGGCGGUCGAACACCACGGCGAAGUUUCAAGUCAGCACGGAGCUGAACCGGAACGUGGGCCUGAUCAGGCUGUUCCCAGGAAUAACUGCUGCCACCGUGAGGGCUUUCCUGCAGCCGCCCAUGGAGGGUGUGGUCCUGGAGACCUACGGCAGCGGAAAUGCCCCCGAUAACCGCCCGGACCUGCUGGAGGAGCUGAAGAAGGCGACCGACUCCGGUGUCAUCAUCGUCAACUGCACGCAGUGUCUGCGGGGCACCGUGUGCACGAGUUACGCCACUGGCAAGGUGCUGAUAGAGGCCGGGCUGGUAGCUGGUGGUGAUAUGACUCCAGAGGCCGCCCUGUCGAAGCUGUCCUACGUCUUGGCCAAGAAGGAGAUUGAUCUCGAGGCCAAGAAAAAGCUGAUGAGUCAGAACCUGCGAGGUGAAAUGAACGUCGACUUGGCAGGAGCCAAACUGUGUCUGAGCAACAGCCGCUUCAUCCAGGUCAUCGCCAAGUCUCUGAGCGUCAGCUGCAAGGAGGAGCUUCAAGCCAUUCGCGAUGCUCUGACUCCUCCACUGGCAUGUGCUGCUGCCAAGAUUGGAGAUGUAGAGGCUUUAGAAGCACUAAGAGAAAUGGGCACUAACUUGUGUCUCGGUGACUACGAUGGACGCACGCCCCUUCACGUCGCGGCCUGCGAGGGCCACCUGAAGGUGGUGCAGUACCUUCUGCGUCACGGAGCCACAGUGUACGCUAAAGACCGCUUUGGGGAUACGCCCCUAUGCAACGCAGUACGCUUCAGGCACAAAGAAGUUGUGAAGCUGCUGCGACAGACCGGGGCCCACUUCUCCAGAGACAAGCUGGAGGAAGCAGGAACAGAGCUGUGCAGUCUUGCAGCCAGCAGUGACCUGGAGGGCCUGGAGAUCUGGAGCCUUGCCGGAGCCGACCUGUAUAAACCCGGCUACGACGGACAGACGGCAAUCCAAGUGGCUCAGGAUUCUGGCAAAAAGGAAGUAGUGGCUUUUUUAGUUCAGAUCAUGAGCAAUAAUUACAAGACAGUAUUUGGGGAAUUUAAUUCAUGUGAUGAUGAUGAUGAUGAUGAGCCCACGACGGACAUUCUAGCAUCGCCUCUUCGACAAACUUGGAAGAGAAGAGUGAGAACGGUGGAGUGAUCGAGUUCACCGCCUCCCCAUCGGGACCCUGAGCUGACGCCGUCUCAACCCGACAGCCGCCGUCCUCUGUUGACGUCCAAGAGAUCCUUUUUAUUUUUAAAGUCUGCACAGUUGUCUCCUAAAGAGCCGUCACGAUUUAGUCUUUAGCACUAGUCCAGCACUUUGAGUGCACAUUGUCCAAGAAAGAUUAAAAAAAAAAAAAAAAAAAGAAAGUUUUGAGUGUGCGUUUGAAUGUUUCAUGUAUAUUUCAGACUUAAUCAAACUCUUUUAUUACUAUGUAUGUAUUGUUAUUGCAGUGUUCUGCGAGUUGUUUUGUCACAAAGACUAACGUCCCAUUUAGUUCUUCAAAGGAGAACUAUGAUCACGAAGUAGUUUUUUAAUCAAAAAAAACUAAAUAAGGUUGAACAGAGUAUGUUAAUUUAUUCACAGCAACAUGUCCGCGACAUCUGGAAGUACAGGGUUCACUCUCAGAUUUUAUUUUUGUGCUUAUUUUUAUAGCGAUCGGAUGCUGGAAAGUGUCUAAUGAGAAUUAGGUUUUGACGUUUAUUGUCAGGAAUGUCACGAAAGUGUUCCUCUGCCCCUGAAGCACACAUUUCCAUCCUCUUCUGCUCAAGCAGGUUUUACAAAAACCUGCGCUUGCCAUACAGACUCAUCCGGCCUGUUCCUCGUGCUGAUUGUCGAGCUGGAGGAGUCACGUCUCACUUUGAAAUCUGAACGGAAGACAUUCAGUCUGUGGGAAGAAGAAAACGGCCAAUAUCUGUGUUCUGUCAUGUAUUUUUAAAGAAAUAGUUUGUUGUAUGUGCAAGUGGUGUGAAACAAGGCUGUGAAGCCAAUCCAGGUAUUUCUUUUUGUGUCCAUGCUUUAAGUUUAAUCUGAAAAGUGUUCACGUGUGACUUUCCGGUCCAAAUACAAUCACGAUCACUUGAAAUUUACGGUUUCACCUCUAUGUAACAAUCAAAGUGAGAAGGGUGUGUGCAGGUGUUUUUCCAACAGAAAUAAAUCUUUUUGUCUUUCGA